This is a messenger RNA of Nematostella vectensis (starlet sea anemone), 1673 nucleotides long. RefSeq lists its product as uncharacterized. The transcript has 2 exons. The coding region runs from base 37 to 1206 and encodes 389 amino acids. Gene Ontology annotation, molecular function: protein binding. The record is from RefSeq and is a predicted model, not a curated record. Lineage: Eukaryota; Metazoa; Cnidaria; Anthozoa; Actiniaria; Edwardsiidae.
AGAGGAACAAAAGACCGUAACGCGCUUUUUUAUUGGAUGCCCCCUGCAGGAUUGAAAUAUCACACAACCGUGAACAACGCCAGAUAUAUCAGUAACCUGCACCGUGCUACUACUACGACUGCUCGAGAUAUCCAAGCAGGAAGAUUUGAUACCGCAAUGCAGGAAGAUGAUAUUCCUCCUCUCCCACCACCCAGGGGGUCUUCGCUUUCAAAAGAGCAGAAACGAGCUCAAACAGUCAAAACAAUUGGCGUCAGCCAAUACGAGGACUCCCAGGCGGAAAUAAAGCCAACGAUUAAGCCGAGAACGCGGUUUACUAAGGGGGCAUUUUCUUCAAUUUCAAGAGGAAGAACGAGACUGGAAGCUAAAGGAAACGAUUACAUGAAUUAUCGCACCGAACGAGCUGCCCAUCCCGGAGCAAUUGAGUGCCAUGAAAAGGAAAGCAUCGCAUCUCAAGGACACAAGAUACCUCCUUCAGUCAAGGAAAAGCCACAUAAUUUACCUCCCGCUACUUCUAGAACAGUGAAUACAGCAACAGACUCGGCUAGCCCUAGGCCAAGAAAAGUUGAACAUGAAAGUAAUAGUGGCUUCCUUAGAAGACAAACAACAGUGAAGACGGAUAGCAGAGGGUAUGUAGACACGCACAGUGUAUGUCAUAAGUAUUUAUCUGACCUAAGUCUUUCUGAGAAGAACAAGUUAGAAGACCUAAACUCGACACCACCAACGUUUCAUGAGAAGAUGAAUGAGACAGCGGGGCUCACACUUAAUGCAGAAAAAGGGUAUGCCCAGAAGGACGAGCUUAUCAAAGGGCCAAGACAAGUGAACAGCUGUGGCACGGACCCAGGGAGACAUAAACCAUUAACAGCAACCGUUUCUUUACCAUGUGAUUUUAAGGAACAAGGCAGUGACAUUUAUUUUGAAGUGAAGUCGAUACCCGGUACGAAUGCGGACCGAGUUAAUGAUUUAAGUAUUCCGCCGCCACCAAACCCAAGUAAAAUGGAGGAAUGGACAGUCGAUGACGUCGCUGACUAUUUGGUUUAUAUUAAGCUUGGGAAAUAUGCCGAAUCUUUUAAACAAAAACAAGUGGAUGGAGGUAUCUUUUUGGUCUUGGAUGAAGACAUUCUUAGAGAGGAUUUUGGAAUAAAGAGCAGAUUUGAAAUAAGAAAAUUGUGCCUCGCUCAGAAGGGAUGGACACCAAAGACUGGAUGAGGGUUGGCCUGUUUCUUAUACAGGGUUACAGUACGGCGCGCGCUACCGUGGCCACAUUCAAAAUUUCGUGACGUAAGCCAGUAAAAGGAUGCGAGACGUGCUAUCUGAUUACAUCUGAUUGGCAUUGAAAAUAUAGCAUUUAUAAAACGCUAAUACAGUAUAAACCAUGUUCUAAGCGCUUCAUAUUUAAAAUAUAUUAACUGAAGCUUCUAGUAAGCUCACAUACGUUCAAAAAGUCAAAUUUUGUGCCGUAAAAGAGAAGGAUACUAUCCAUGUCUCGAUCGGGAAUCGAAACCGUUUCAGCGGAGGUGAAAGGCACCAUAAGCUGACAAACUGGGCCACCUGUGUACCUCUAAUUAACGUCACUAGCCAACCAGCAAGGCAAACUUGAACAGCAAGAGAGUCCACGUGUUUUACCAAAUUGUAUUGUAGGUAGCUUUUUCAAUUGUUACUACAUUUUAAAAACA